This is a messenger RNA of Morus notabilis, 3736 nucleotides long. Its product is annotated as SWI/SNF complex subunit SWI3D. Gene Ontology annotation, molecular function: protein binding; zinc ion binding. The coding region runs from base 48 to 3068 and encodes 1006 amino acids. Lineage: Eukaryota; Viridiplantae; Streptophyta; Magnoliopsida; Rosales; Moraceae. The transcript has 8 exons. The record is from RefSeq and is a predicted model, not a curated record.
CAAACGCUACACACCGAACCGAAACCCCAACACGCAGAAACCCCUCGAUGGAGGAGAAACGCCGCGACGCCGGAACCUCAACGUCGGCGAGCGGAGAUUCUCCGGCGACCGAGCCAACUUCGUCGCGGCGACGUGCCGGCGGCCAGAAGCGGAAAUCCGGAAACCUCGGCUCCUCUGGCUCUUCGUCGGCGCCUUCAAAGCGCGCCACUCGCGAGAAGUCCUCUCUCUCUCACCCUCCGAUCCACAACGGCCCGUUGACCAGGGCUCGCCAGGCUCCAUCCAGCCUCUCCUCGAGCUUAGCUUCCGCCGAUGGCGCCCCCGCCGCGUCGGCAUCCGGCGGCGCCAAGCCAGCUGCGGAGCAAGCCAGGGUUCCCGGCGUCUUGGGCGGAGAGACCGUGGCGGCUGCUUCUGUAGCGGAGGAAUUGAGAAAGGAGAGCGAAUUGGAAGCCUUGGAGUCGGGGCUUGAGGCCAAGUUCCAGGCCAUUAGAUCUCGAAGUAACAGCGCUCAUGUGGUUCCUAGUCAUUGCGGAUGGUUUUCAUGGACAAAAAUUCACCCCAUUGAGGAGCGCACAUUGCCAUCUUUCUUUAAUGGGAAGUCUGAGUUGCGUACUGCCGACACAUACUUGGAGAUUCGUAAUUGGAUUAUGAAGAAAUUCCAUUCAAAUCCAAGCACACAGAUUGAGUUGAAAGACUUGUCAGAACUUGAGGUUGGAGACUUGGAUGCUAGACAAGAGGUACUGGAGUUUUUGGACCAUUGGGGUUUGAUUAAUUUCCACCCAUUUCCACCAACAAGUUCUGCGGUGGGCGGUGCUGAUGGUGAUGGUGAUGGCACGGCAAAAAAGGGUUCUUUGGCUGAUAAGUUGUAUCACUUCGAAAUACCACAAUCGUCUAUGCCUGUCAUUCCCAAGAAUAAUGUAGCUGCUCCAGCUGUUCCAUCUGGGUUAUUUCCAGAAUCUGCAAUUGCUGAAGAGCUGGUGAGGGUUGAGUACCAUUGCAACUCUUGUUCAGCUGAUUGCUCUCGCAAGCGGUACCAUUGUCAGAAGCAGGCAGAUUUUGAUUUAUGUACCGAUUGCUUUAAUAAUGGGAAGUUCGACUCUGGCAUGUCAUCUACGGACUUUAUUCUCAUGGAGCCUGGUGAGGGUGCUGGGCUGAGUGGUGGGAAGUGGACAGAUCAGGAGACCCUACUUCUCCUUGAAGCAUUAGAGCUUUAUAAAGAAAACUGGAGUGAAAUUGCAGAACAUGUUGCUACGAAAACCAAAGCUCAAUGCAUAUUGCACUUUGUCCAAAUGCCCAUUGAGGAUACCUUUCUCGAUUAUGACGAUAAUAUGGACUCCACUUCCAAAGAAAAUGCAGACCCAGCUUCAACAGAGAAGGAUCAAUCAGUCCCCAAAGAUGCUGGUGAAGCAACUAAAGGUGAGACUGCUGCUAGUGAAAAUCAGUCCCCGACUUCCCCAAUGGAAACUUCAAAAGAAGAUAUAAAGGAUGUAAAAGCUAGUCAGGACACUUCAAAACCAGUUGAGGCUAAUGAAGUGAAAGCCAGCCAGGAAAAUUCAAAACGAAAGGAAGGCAGCGAAUCCAAAGUAGGUGAGGAGACAGAAGAAGACUGCACAAUAAAGGCCCUUAAGGAAGCAUUUGAAGCCGUUGGUUAUCCUCUAACGUGUGAGGGAUCAUUUUCAUUUGCAGAAGUAGGAAACCCCGCCAUGGCUUUGGCAGCUUUCCUAGCACGCUUGGUGGGACCUGACCUUGCAACUGCUUCAGCUCAUAAUUCUUUGAAAUCCCUAUCCGGAAACUCUCCAAGCAUUGAGCUAGCUGUGAGGCACUGCUUUCUUUUGGAAGAUCCACCAAAUGAUAAUAAGGAACCGGCUGGAUUGCUUAGUGUUGAUAAAGUGGCUAAUGGGGAGACUCAAACAGAUGAAAUCCCAUGUGACAAGAAAGAGGAUUCUAGUCUUGAAGAAAAGACAUGUUUGAGUGCUCCAGAAGGUGAAUCCCAGGAGAAACCACAUGCUGCAAAAGAACAGGAGGCCGUAGUUGCGAGUGAGGAAGGUGAUUCCGUUAAUUUAAAGAAACGAAGCACUUCUAAGAUAAUAAAGGAUCAACCACCAUCUACACUGGGUGGAUCAGGAGAAUUAAAAGCUGAGGGAGAGCUUCCGCCAAGUUUGGUGAAGGAGUCAGAAGGAAAAUCAGGACAGCUUCCUGAAUCCACAGAGACUUUGAACGAUGUAGAAAUGUCUGAACCUCCUCCCUCAGAAAAGAAUGAGCCCCAGCAAAACGUUUCAUUGAAUUUCAGGAGUGACUCUACCCACUCUGCAGAAGAUUUAAAAAAUGUUGACGCGGUGUCUGAUUCUCUGCCUCUGGAGAAGAACGACAAGCAUGGUAAAAUUGUCAACUCAGAUGGAAAACCCCCUUCUAAUGCCGCAAGAGAUGUAGAUAUGGUGCCUCAUUCUCAGGAAUCAGAAAAGAUUGAACCUCCACAACCUGUUUUGGCAAAAGCCAUCGUUGAAAAUACAGCAAUUGAAGAGCCUACUAAAGAUGGUGACAAAGAGAAGCACGAUGCUUUGGAGACGAAAGAACAUAAGAUUGAUAAAAUAAAGCGUGCUGCAGCCUCUGCUAUUUCAGCAGCAGCAGUGAAGGCAAAACUCCUUGCAAAUCAGGAAGAAGACCAAAUCCGACGACUGUCAGCAUUGUUGAUAGAGAAGCAGUUGCAGAAAAUGGAAACCAAGUUAGCCUUUUUCAAUGAGAUGGAAAAUGUUGUUAUGAGGGUGAGGGAGCAAAUGGACAGAUCAAGGCAGCGGCUUUACCAUGAACGGGCACAGAUAAUUGCAGCCAGACUCGGCUUACCCGCUUCCUCAUCUAGGGUGAUGCCUUCAUCGCUGCCUGGCAAUAGAAUUGGCGUGAACAUUGCUGGCUCAGUUACAAGGCCUCCUCUAAGCAUGGUUUCCCAGAGGCCACCAAUGUCAAGACCCAUGGGGUCUGUGGCUCCUAGUCCUUCAAUACCUUUACCAACAUUGGCAGGAAGCUCAAUUCAACCUCCCUGCCAGGACAAACUUUCUUCUGUUGGAACAAAGUAAAACUUGGAGAACAUGUUUCCAAGUUUAUCCAUUCAUGUGCACCACCUCCAUCUACUUUUUACACCCAGUUCACAAAUGCAAGGUUGGUUGAGUCUAAUAGCUAGAAGAUUUUUCUGCAAAGUUUGCUACCUUGAUAUCCUCGUUCUAUUUGAAUCAUUGAGGAAAUACCAUGUUCAUACAAUUUCGCACCCGUAAGCUCACAGAACAAAGGAAAUGAUAUGAGGAGAAUUAGAAGUUCUGCGCUUUUACUGAUGUGGAUUUUGUCAGGCCGAGUUAUUUAGCUACUCAAUUGACCUAGUUUAAUUGCACUGGUAGAUAUCAUCUCUGCGAUCCGUCAUUUAACAGCUAAGAGGUACAAAAGGGGAACCAAAAAAAUGUUUUAGGUGAUGAUGUAAGCGACUCUAUCUCACUCAUCCAUUUUGUGGAACCAAAAAGGGAAGUCUAUACCCUUUGGACGAUUCUGCUAACAAAGCUGCUCAUUGUAAUUUAAUAUUGGAUUUAUGAAUAUUGAGAUUGGUGAUUCAAUACUGAAUAUUUUUCUUUCUGGUGCCUUGUUGGCUGCAAUUGGAUUACUUGGUAACAAUUUGCUGGCUGGAGUUGUACAUUGUAUGGAUUCAGGUCUUCGGUUUGUCUCAAUGAAAUUGUAGUCCUUUUUGGUUGAAUGUGAA